AUGGUCAUCGUCGACGCACUCUGUCACUACACCCUACCGAUUAUGGACUCCCGGAUCCAAUUUGCGCGGACUACUGCUAGGAAGGCGACCAAGAAGACCGUAUCGAAGAGAUUCUGUAAGACAAAUGCCGCGUCCUUAGACCUAGCGUUCUACGAGGAGCUGAUACGCCUAAUCACUGAAGUCAAGCAGAACGAUUCCGUCAGCAACCCCGUCACCAUCUAUCGUAGCGCAAUAGGACUUCUUUAG
Molecule: messenger RNA, 246 nt
Organism: Fulvia fulva
Lineage: Eukaryota; Fungi; Ascomycota; Dothideomycetes; Mycosphaerellales; Mycosphaerellaceae
Exons: 2
Coding region: 1-246 (81 amino acids)
Source: RefSeq, a predicted model, not a curated record